Molecule: messenger RNA, 2748 nt
Organism: Clarias gariepinus (North African catfish)
Lineage: Eukaryota; Metazoa; Chordata; Actinopteri; Siluriformes; Clariidae
Product: STKc_SGK domain-containing protein
Exons: 13
Coding region: 189-1481 (430 amino acids)
Biological process (GO): protein phosphorylation
Molecular function (GO): protein serine/threonine kinase activity; ATP binding; phosphatidylinositol binding
Source: RefSeq, a predicted model, not a curated record
GAGUCAGUGAGACGCUUUGACCGCCGGAAUCGGUUGUGUGUGUGCGCGCGCACGUGUGUUUGAGUGUAUUUAUAUUUAUAUGAGGGAGUGUGUGCACGCGCGUCCGCUCGACUCAUUCCAUUCCUUCACCCGCUCGGAUAUACACUGUGUUCCUCUGCACCCGUUAGUCUGUUGCACCGAUCAGUGACAUGGACGUGACCGAGACUCGCUGUGAUCUGACUUACUGCAAGAUGAGGGGGAUCGUGUCCGUGCUCACCGCCUUUAUCAAAGAAAGGAAGAUGGGCUUAAAUGACUUUAUCCAGAAGCUGGUCUCCAACCCUCACAUCUGCCAACACUCUCAAGUCGACCAUUUCCUCAAGAUUGACGAGAACCAGAACGAGGAAACUGGAAGAGACGGGGGAAUCGACUCACCCCAGGUAUGCCUGACCUCCCCCAGGAGCUCGCUAUGUGAGGAUAUUCAGAUAAAACCCUGCGACUUUGACUACCUGAAGAUCAUCGGGAAGGGGAGUUUUGGAAAAGUUCUGCUGGCUAAACACAAAGAAACCGAGCAGUACUACGCUGUGAAGGUGCUCCAGAAGAAGAUCAUCCUGAAGAAGAAAGAGCAAAAGCAUAUAAUGGCUGAGCGAAGUGUUCUGCUGAAGAACAUUAAACACCCGUUCCUGGUGGGGCUUCACUACUCCUUCCAGACCACUGACAAGCUCUACUUCGUGCUGGACUACGUCAAUGGCGGCGAGUUGUUCUACCACCUCCAGCGAGAGAGGAUCUUCCUAGAACCCAGAGCUCGGUUCUACGCCGCUGAGAUCGCCAGUGCUCUUGGUUACCUCCAUUCCCUGCAUGUCGUUUACAGAGAUCUCAAGCCAGAGAACAUCCUGCUGGACUCUCAGGGCCACAUUGUCCUCACUGACUUUGGCUUGUGUAAGGAGGGACUGGAAGACAAUGGCACCACCACUACGUUCUGUGGAACUCCAGAGUAUCUGGCGCCGGAGGUACUUCAGAAGCAGGCGUAUGACCGCACGGUGGAUUGGUGGUGCCUCGGGUGCGUCCUUUAUGAGAUGCUCUAUGGACUGCCUCCUUUCUAUAGUCGCAACACAGCCGAGAUGUACAACAACAUCUUGCACAAGUCUCUGGUGCUGAAGCCGAACGUGUCCAAUGCCGGACGGGAGCUGCUCGAAGGACUUCUGCAGAAGGACCGGACCAAGAGGCUGGGAGUAAAGGAGGACUUUCUGGAACUCAAGAAACACAGCUUCUUCUCACCCAUCAACUGGGACGACCUAAUGGCCAGAAAGAUCACUCCUCCUUUUAUUCCCUCUGUGACGGGUCCCACUGACCUACGGCACUUUGACCCCGAGUUCACCCACUUGCCCGUCUCCACGUCCGUGUGCAAUUCCGACAACCUGCACUUGACAAGCAGCAUCCGGGAGGCAGCCGGGGCGUUCCCAGGCUUCUCGUACGGCCCUCCGGCUGACUUUGCCUUCGAGUAGUCUCCUCCAGCGCCCCAGGAUCCCCACAUUCCAGACCAAAAGCCUGCAACACAGGAGGAAUCUUAAUGCAGUUCACUAAGGAAGUUGUGGAUCUCGAGAGCCGGGUCGUCGCAAAAAAUGGACUACACCCAUUGAGCUAGAGCGGACGAAGAAAUGAGCGUGCCAAGUGUCUGGACGAGGAUAUUCCUUAUCGGCGGAGAUUAAGAAGUGCCUGGACGUUUUUUUUAAAUGACUGUAAUGGCCAGGCUUUGGAUAAAGUUCAUGGCACAGAAUAAGAUGCCUUUGAGAUUUGCGUACGAUCAAACUUUACAGGCGGAAAAGUUGAAUAAAUGGUACUUUUAAUGCAUUAUUGCACAUAAAGAAGACGUACAACGUCGGAAACGUACAACACAUCUGAUAGCUAGAGAUUUUUCAUUGCAAAACUGCAAGACUUUUGUAUUCGGACUAAUUCAUCACAUGCAUUACUCGUUACACAUACAAAGAGAAAUUUCCAAAUUCUGAAGCAGUCGAUAUACUUGAGAGUUUACUUAAUGUUGUUUUCCACCAAAGUAUCAUUUCAUCCAUGUCCAAACAUCUUUUAGCUGCUGUUCGGUAGAUAUCUUGAAUGUUGUGUCUUAUAAGAACCUUCUUCAUGUUAGUCUGCAAAGCCAGCACUUUUAUACUGUGAUGUGUGCUCAUGUAAAUUGCUUGUUAAUAUAAAUAUUAUUAAACCAGAAAAUUGAUUUUAUUUUACUACCUGUAAUAACAUAAAAUAAAUACUGUAUAAUCAUUGCACUCAGACAGAUGACAGAAUGUGUCAUAUACACACUGCUGUAUGUCAAGAACUGAAAGAUCCUCAAAUCUUUCGAAGCACAAACAUUGUCUGUUUAAAUAUUUUACACACACUGUGAUCUGUGUGUGUGUGUGUGUGUGUGUGCUAUGUUUUGUUGUUGUUUUUUUCAUCCCAUCACUCUCUUAAAAGUUCUAGAUUCAUUCUCGGAGAAAAGUGAUGUACGUUUCGACAGGCCUUCAGUAGUCUGAUUGACGAAAAGGUGCAUUUGUUUGUACUGUUGGACCAAUCUUAACCUUCUGUAGAAACCUAACACAAGUUUACUUUCUUCCAUAUUUGGAAGUUUAUCAUUUAGAUUUAUACAUUUUUCAUGUAUAUUAAUUUUACAUGGCGUUCUGUACCAUAUUGAUGAUUUUACGUUUUUAGAAUGAUUAAAUAUUUAACUGUGAUGUUUAUUAAAUGUUAAAUAAAUCAAAUAAAGAAAAGUUUUAUCUGAAA